Wasmannia auropunctata (little fire ant) is the source of this 2906-nucleotide messenger RNA. RefSeq lists its product as uncharacterized. NCBI's taxonomy places the organism in Eukaryota, Metazoa, Arthropoda, Insecta, Hymenoptera, Formicidae. Bases 148 to 2790 code for a protein of 880 amino acids. The record is from RefSeq and is a predicted model, not a curated record. The transcript is spliced from 5 exons.
UUCGCGGGAGUUGGGACGGCCGUGGCCGGCCACGGUCCAGCUCUUCCGUAGGAAAAUGGCGACGCAUUAAGACCCGGUGUGUUGUUUUGAGCGGUGUGCGUUGUUGCGGUUGUUGCUAACGAGCGAACGAGGCCGCGAACGAGCACCAUGGAUAUCUCGAGUAUGCUCGAGGUGCAGGUGAAGGAGGAGACGGACGUCAAGGAGAACGCGUGCCACUCGUGGUCUUUUCCAGUGACACCAGGACAGGAUCAGGCGUCCAGCGCCACCACCACCGCGGUCACCCCCGGGAUCUCACAGGAGGAGAGCAAUUACUACAAGCUCACGUUCGGCAACGAUAUCGCGUCCGUACGAUUCCGUAGAAUUCACUGUACAGCCUGCGACCAGCACAUCGGCUCGGCUCCGUCUCAGGCUCACAAUAUGUUUGAGCAUCCUGUACUACGUACAUUGCUGUGCGCAAAUUGUCAUGACUUUUAUGGAGAUGGCACUUUUGAGCAGGGCGACGACGCUACAGACAUGUUCUGCAGAUGGUGCGCCAAUGGUGGCAAUUUAUACUGUUGCUCCUACUGUAGCAACACAUUCUGCUACAAGUGUAUAAAAAGAAACUUUACAUCUCUGAUCCGAAAGAAAAUCGAAGCGGACGAAAAGUGGAAAUGUUUUGUAUGCAACCCCAGUGAUUUGUAUAAUGCAAGAGCUAUAUGCUGGGCUCUACUUCAACAUGUACAAACAGUGACGAGAAUACUUCAGCACGACAAGAAGAUGACCGCGGAGGAGAUCGAGGACAAGAUGAAUUUGGACGAAACGCAAUGCUGUCCACGCAGAAGCAAGCGUAAGCGGCGAAGACCCGAAUCCAAUUCCGAGGAGGAGGACGAAACGUACACGCCUAAGGUCGCCAAUGGGAUGCAGUGUUACAUAAAACCACGCAAACCGGUGAAAAAGGCCAAAUCGCACAGCCUGUCGAACGGCUACGAGAGAAUUUCGAAAGAGGUAUUUAUGAAUCGUAUGCCGAUUCCCAUCAGACCGCGUCCAACGGCGUUCUUGAGCGGCCAAUCUUUCAACGCCGAACCGAUGAAAUCUACGGUGGUCAGCCACAAAAAUUCAGUCAUUACCCCAUCGGAGAGUAUCGUCUUUUCGUCGCCCAGUGUGAUAAACGCGAACACCUCGUUGCCAUCGAGAUUCGAUCCCAAUACGUUGCAACAGCAAUCCUCCGUGUAUCACACGUCUUUUAUGAACUCAGGUUCCACCACUUUCAUUCAAACACCCGUCAUGAAUCGAAUCAUUCUUCCGCCGCAGCCGCAACCGCAGUUGGCGUACCAGCCGCAGCAGACGAGCUCGUAUCAGCAGUCGUCGCAGCAGCGUCAAUCUGUGCCGAACACAAUGGUGUCUAUACCUAAUCCGGUGGAUAAGCACGGCAGACCCCUGUUCAUUCUUCCGAAGCCGAAGGAAAUGAAUAUGACGUUGACGCCUAACAUAAUCGAGCUCGACAGCGACUCCGACGACGAGCCGAGCGUAGUCGCGCAGCAGAAUAAUAAUUUGUCGAUCGAGAGAGGCAAUAAUAUGGACGUUAACGUUCCCGACAAGGUUGUACCUGUCGCUCUCACCUGGGAGAACAGUGACGACGACGCCGUCAGAGAGGACCAGCCCCUGCGAGUGACGACCCCGACCGUGGAAAAAAAUGUCUCGUUCAGUGGAAUGAUGUUGCCGCAUAGCCGGGAACUCGAGAAACUCUUGGGUGAUACGAAGGAAAAGGUGUACAAUUUCUUCGAGCUGAACAAUGCGAUCGAAAACAUCGAAGCGGAGGCGCAGCAAAAAGUCAAGCAUUUCUAUAGCAGCAUGCGCGACACGGUCGUUCAGAUGGUGCACAUCAACGAUAGGAUAGUACGCCAAUACCACGAGUGGAGAAGAUCUCGGAAGACGGAUACGGUAGCGUCGCCUACGGCCAAGAAUAGAGAUGCAUUAGACCCGUCCCAGGACAAUGUAGAUAUUCCUUUAGAUAUGACUUGCGUAAACGAUUCCGACACCGAAUCCGAUGAUAACAGUCAGAUCGCGGAGCCAUCCGAUUUAGUUUGCGAGAGUAACAUUAUUAAGCACUUGUUAUCGUGUAAAAAGAACGUUGUGCAUCGUAGUGUUGGUGAAGAUAGUGAACACUUGUAUGUGAACAAGGCAGUUCAGGUAUACGACGUUGUCUCAAGGGAUUACGAGAAAUGUAUCGGUUAUUCGUUAUUAACGAGAACCGCCCACGACGAUUCGAAGGCGGACGAUAGUGUUUUGGAUUCACCGGCCGCGCCUGACGAGAAUUUUGGCAGGUAUGAGGAACAGUUUAUCUACUAUCUACAACAUAUUGAGGAUAACGGGAUUGAGACAGAGGAUACGAAGAGUUUGGCAGACUCGGAUGAAACGUCACUUCAAAAAGUGCAAACGGAUCCACCAUUCACUUCACAUUCGUCUCAAAGUAUCGAUUUAUCUGAUCAGUCGAAAAGUUGCCAACAAGAAAACAAUUUGGGUGAUAAUAUUGAUUCAGUGGCCAAAGAUGGCAAAAGUGGAAAAACAUUGGAUAACAAUGAAGAAAUUGUUAGUAAUUCUGACACUGAGAUACAAGAAACAAUUGUGCAACUAGACGACAAGUUGCAACAAACGGAAUCGCGAGAAACUCAUGCAGAUACAAUGGAUGAUACAAUGGAAGCGAUAACGUCAGAUAACGAAAUAAAUUCAAAUGAAAAUGAUAGCAUAGUAAAUUUAGAAGUAACUGUUUCGGCAGGAAGUGAGGAGGAUUGUACUAUUAUUGAUGAUUAAUGAGACGGAUUAUUUAUUAACGUAUUGCGUUAGAUUCAAUACUCUUAUCAUUCAAUUGAAAUUAUUAAUAGAAAUGCAUUUUGAUUUGAAAUUUCAUUUUUUUUUUUUUUUUUUUU